AUGACCACUGAAUUUAAGGAGGCCAAAGUCACGAACCUUGUUGUUGGAGAUACAUGGGGUCUGUGUAUCACAGAGGCAUUUAGAAUGGUGAGGCAUGGAAUGGAUGUACCAGAUGUGACUUUGGUCAUUCAGUGUUCAACCACUGUUGAUAUUCCACACCCGGAAGAAGGUGAUGGCACUCAGGCUACUAGUAGUGGUUCAGUGGAAAACACACCUAUAGUUACUGAUGCACAGUUGAGGGAAUUAAUGAGACCAGCAAGCACAUCAGAGAGGGUGUCAAGGCAGAAGAAAGAGAAAGAAUUAGAUUGA
Messenger RNA from Suillus paluster, 309 nucleotides. RefSeq lists its product as uncharacterized. The record is from RefSeq and is a predicted model, not a curated record. The transcript is spliced from 3 exons. Lineage: Eukaryota; Fungi; Basidiomycota; Agaricomycetes; Boletales; Suillaceae. The coding region runs from base 1 to 309 and encodes 102 amino acids.